AUGAGACCUGGGGCUUUGCAUGAAAUAAGAUGGGUAAGUCAUACUGACCCCCUGCCCCUGGGGCAGUUGGAGCUGAAGCAGCUCGAGUACAGGAGGGUGAGGGUCCGAGGGAGGUUUGACCACUCCAAGGAACUCUACAUCAUGCCCCGAACGAGGGUGGACCCAGACAAAGAGGCACAAGAAGCUGGACGCCUGAUGUCCAGCACAGAGACCGGAGCCAAUGUGAUCACUCCAUUCGACUGCACUGAGCUGGGGGUGAGGAUUCUUGUGAACAGAGGCUUCGUUCCCAGAACGAGACUGAAACCGGAAACACGAACGAAAGGACAGAUUACAGACGAGGUGGAGAUUGUUGGUGUCAUCCGACUGACAGAAAGUCGCAGACCAUUCAUCCCUCAGAAUGAUGUCGAGAGGAAUCAUUGGUAUUACCGGGAUUUGGAGGCAAUGGCACACGCUGUGGGCACAGAACCCAUCCUCAUUGACGCAGACUUCAACAGCACAGUCCCUGGAGGUCCAAUUGGUGGGCAGACAAGAGUAACCCUGAGGAAUGAGCACCUGCAGUACAUCCUAACCUGGUAUGGGCUGUGUGCAGCAACCUCCUAUAUGUGGUUCCAGAAGUUUGUACGGAAAGCGGCUGUCUAGUUACCUGUCAGCAGAUCCUCCUUGGAAAUCAAUUCCCUGCUUGUGUAAAUGAUGUUAUAAAUUCACAAUUCAAAA
Molecule: messenger RNA, 714 nt
Organism: Rhincodon typus (whale shark)
Lineage: Eukaryota; Metazoa; Chordata; Chondrichthyes; Orectolobiformes; Rhincodontidae
Product: surfeit locus protein 1
Exons: 7
Coding region: 1-639 (212 amino acids)
Biological process (GO): mitochondrial respiratory chain complex IV assembly
Cellular component (GO): mitochondrion; membrane
Source: RefSeq, a predicted model, not a curated record